CUGCUACUUGCUAUCCAGUGUCCGUCCUCCUCACUAGGUAAAAGAAUCAGGAGACAGCUAGAGGGAAAUUGCACAGUAGAGUCGACGGAUAUGGAGAGAGGUACACAACAGCAGCCACAACAAGGAGGAAUUAUGGUGGUGGCGACGCAGCAGAACCCUAUUGAGCAGCUGCAGGUAAAGUUGAAAGAGUUUGAAAAUGGAUUUCGGGCUUGGUUGACUAAGCAGCCACUGCCCGUGGAGGCUGCAGUUGUCACCUCCGCCAGUGCGGCUCAGGGAGGAGCAAUGGGCGCCAUGUUAGGUUUCCUGUCCAAAGACCUUUCUUCGUCUAUUACCGCUCCCCCUGAGGCAUCCCUCAAUCCUCAAGCUAUGGCUUCUCUCAAGCAAGCUCAGGCUUUGUCUGGUGGACCGGCUAUCCAAGCUCGCAACUUUGCUAUCAUGACUGGUGUUAAUGCUGGCAUAUCCUGCGUCAUGAAAAGACUCAGAGGGAAGGAGGAUAUCCAGUCUAACAUGGUGGCAGCUUUUGGUUCCGGAGCUGUUUUUUCCUUGGUUAGUGGCAUGGGUGGCCCAAAUCAGGUAGCAAAUGCAAUCUCUUCUGGACUGGCUUUUGCAGUAGUUCAAGCUGGGAUUUUCAAGGUAGGACAAAAAUUCUCUCAACCGCCAGCUGAAGAUCCGUACUAUGUCAGAACAAGGUCUAUGUUAAAUAAGCUCGGCCUUCAAAACUACGAGAAGAAUUUCAAGAGAGGCUUGCUAACUGAUAACACUUUACCGUUGCUAACUGACAGUGCUCUUAGAGAUGUAAAAAUCCCACCUGGACCAAGGUUGCUUAUCCUAGAUCACAUUCAGAGGGAUGCCGAGCUGAGAGAGAGGCGAUGAAGCUGUAGUUGCACUUCUGCUGAUGGACAAUUUUUAUAGAGGGUAGGAAAUAGUUUUCCUGUUGAAGAGAUACUCUUUGUUUGCAUCAUUUGACUUAAUUAUCCAAUUGUUUUUCCAAUGAUAUUAGUGUUUUCUUA
Molecule: messenger RNA, 1010 nt
Organism: Carica papaya (papaya)
Lineage: Eukaryota; Viridiplantae; Streptophyta; Magnoliopsida; Brassicales; Caricaceae
Product: Mitochondrial import inner membrane translocase subunit Tim17/Tim22/Tim23 family protein
Biological process (GO): protein targeting to chloroplast; protein insertion into mitochondrial inner membrane
Cellular component (GO): TIM22 mitochondrial import inner membrane insertion complex; chloroplast inner membrane
Molecular function (GO): protein binding; transmembrane protein transporter activity
Source: RefSeq, a predicted model, not a curated record